Molecule: messenger RNA, 7119 nt
Organism: Pteronotus mesoamericanus
Lineage: Eukaryota; Metazoa; Chordata; Mammalia; Chiroptera; Mormoopidae
Gene: SHROOM2
Product: shroom family member 2
Exons: 11
Coding region: 1-4833 (1610 amino acids)
Biological process (GO): actin filament organization
Cellular component (GO): apical junction complex; cortical actin cytoskeleton; apical plasma membrane
Molecular function (GO): actin filament binding
Source: RefSeq, a predicted model, not a curated record
AUGGAGGGCGCCGAGCCCCGCGCGCGGCCCGAGCGCCUGGCCGAGGCCGAGGCGCGGACGGCCGACGGCGGGCGCCUGGUGGAGGUGCAGUUGAACGGCGGCGCCCCGUGGGGCUUCACCCUGAAGGGCGGCCGCGAGCACGGCGAGCCGCUGGUCAUCACCAAGAUUGAAGAAGGAAGUAAAGCGGCAGCGGUGGACAAGCUGCUGGCCGGAGACGAGAUCGUGGGCAUCAAUGACAUCGGACUCUCAGGGUUUCGACAGGAAGCCAUUUGCCUGGUGAAGGGGUCCCACAAGACCCUGAAGCUGGUGGUAAAAAGGAGGAACGAGCUGAGCUGGAGGCCCCACUCCUGGCACGCCACCAAGUUCUCCGACAGCCACCCCGAGACGGCCGCCUGUCAGCUGGCCUCCGCCGGCGCCUGCCCCUCCUGGCACGGCCGCCACCACGCCAGCGCGUCCUCCCAGGACCUGUCGGGCGCGUGGGAGCAGACCAGCCUGCAGCGCGGCUCGGGCCACUUCAGCUCGCUGGGCAGCGUGGACAGCCUGGACCCGCCCUCCCAGCCCUACCCCUCCGGCCGCCUCUCCGCCGCCAAGUCCAACAGCAGCAUCGACCGCCUGGGCGGCCCAGGCAAGCGGGACUCGGCCUACGGCUCCUUCUCCACCAGCUGCAGCACGCCCGACCACACGUUGCCCAAGGCCGACGCCUCGUCCACGGAGAACAUCCUCUACAAAGUGGGCCUGUGGGAGGCCUCGCGGCCGGCCGGCGGCCGGCAGGACCCUCAGGGCCCGGAGGACAGGCCGGGGCACUUUGUACCCAGGGUGCCCGGUGACAGCGGCAGCCGCAGCAGCCCCAGGCCGGAGGACGGGCCCGAGCCCAAGCUGCCCACGUCGGGGAGGUCCAGCUUCGGGCCCGUCUGGUAUGUCCCUGAUAAGAAGAAAGCCCCUGCGUCCCCUCCCCCGCCGCCUCCCCCUCUGCGCAGCGAUAGCUUCGCGGCCACCAAGAGCCACGAGAAGGCGCAGGGCCCUCCGUUCUCAGAAGCGGCCCCGAUGCGGGCUCAGCCCCGCGGCGACUGGAGGGCAGAGCCCGCCGACCCGCCGCGGAGGCCGGCGCGCCCCGGGGACGGCAGGAGCCCGGGGAGCUCGGGCUGUGCCGCGGAGGCGCAGCUGGACGGCGGCUGGCCGUCCGCCUGCCACGGGGCCCCCAGCCGGCUCCAGGCCUCUCUGUCCAGCAGCGACGUGCGUUGCCCGCCGUCCUGCCACGGCUGCCAGCACCCGCGCCAGGACAGCGACGAGAGCCCCUUCUUCCACGAGGGCCCGGGGGCCCUCGCCGGGGCUCGUCCGGAGGCUCCCGCCCAGCACUGGCAGGACGACAGCCUCUCUCAGGCCAGGUGGCCCGGCGCCACCGACCGGCAGAGCCACUCCCGUUCCGUGAGCGCGCGACAGGGGCUGCAGGGCAACCCUCAGGUGUCACAGGUCCGUGACGGCCACUGGCGCUGCGGCUCGCCUCUGGGUGCCUUGGACUGUCCCGCCCCACACCUGGCCGGCCAGAAACCCCGCGGUCACCUCCCCCAGCACGGGGAGAGGGGUGCCCCAGGGGACAGAGGAGUCGGGGGCCACUCCUCGGGGAUGGAAGAUCUGCAGCGGGGCGGCCACGGGGACCGAGCCAGCGUUCAGCCAGUCGCCGACGGCCUCCGAUGGGCCGGUGGGGAAAGCGGCAAGAUCUCUGCUCACAAAACGCCCAUGUUGCACUCGCUGACCCAGGAGGGGACCCGGCGGCCGGCAGACGGCCAGGAGGGGGGCUCCGAGAGGCCCCCGCCCUUUGAUGCCCAGGUGGGCAAACCCACGCGGAGGAGCGACCGGUUCGCCACCACCCUGCGGAACGAGAUCCAGCAGCGGCGAGCCAACCUACAGAAGAGCAAGAGCACCGUCACCCUGGCGGGGCCCGACGAGGCUGAGGGGGACACCAGCGGCGGGCGAGGGGCCGCCACCCCAGAACCGUCCUUCCCGGGCACCUAUAAGGACCACCUGAAGGAGGCCCAAGCCCGCGUCCUGCGGGCCACGUCGUUUAAGCGCCGCGACCUGGACCCCAGCCCGGCGGACCGUUACGCUGGGUCACCAGAACCCAGGGCCGGGAACCACCGCCCAGAACCCACGCCGCACGCCUGCGAGGCAGGCCCUGCCAGGCCGCCCUCGGCCGGAGGGGGUGUGCCCCACGUGGCCCGGAUCGGGGGCCGCAGGCGGUUCACAAUGGAGCAGAAACUGAAGUCGUACUCAGAGCCGGAGAAGAUGAAUGAGGUGGGGCUCUCGGCGGGGGGCCGCCCCCGCCCGCACCCUGAGGACACUGUGGGGACCUUCGCCGACAGGUGGAAGUUUUUUGAGGAAACCAGCAGGCCGGUUCCACAGAGGGCCGGCCCGAGGCACGCACUCCCCGGAGGCCCGAAGGAGAGGUCGGACAGGCCGUGGGCCGGAGCCCGUGGGGACCAGGGUCCCCAGGAGAGGGCCCGCGCCACCUCCUUCGGAGAAAACGCUGGCGGACCCAGGAAGGCGGCAAGGCCGGGGGCGUCGGAAGCGCCCCAGAGGCUCGGCACCUUCGCGGAGUACCAGGCCUCUUGGAGGACGCAGAGGAGGGUCCCGGAAGCCAGGGCCGCGGGGCGGUACCACUCGGCCGAUGACAUCCUGGACGCGGGCCUGGGUCCCGAGGAGAGGCUACAGCACGUGCACGAGCGGUCGCGGUCAUCGCCAUCCACGGAGCUCUACAAGCAGGAAGCUCCCCUCGAGCCGCGGCGACACACAGAGGACCCUGGUGCGCAGAGAAGACCUGUGUCUGCAGCCCAGGCCGAGGAGCGGUGUCCCGCCCCAAGACAAGCAGAUGCCCAGUGCCCCGAAGGUAGCCCAGCAGCACAGCGGGACCCACGGCACCCGGCCCAGGGCCCGGGGGCGUCUCACGCCCCAGAAGCUCCAGAGGUGCCCCACGGGGGCCGCAGCAGAGCCGGGACCCUACCGUGCGAUUACAGAUACUCAGAGAACCACACGCCUGCACACCCGCCGCUGCCGCCGCCGCCGCCGCCGCCACUGGGCCCAGGAGCCCCAGCGCAGAGCGGCCCCUCGGCCCCACACGUUCGAGGGCCGGAGCCGCGGCCUGUGAGUGCCACACCCCUCGGUAAAAGACCUGUGCCGCAGAGGCCACCGCCACCAAAGCGCGAGCCCAGGCAUUUCAGGGGACCAGCCAGUGCUGCACCUGCGGGCACACCUGUGGCCAAUCACCUGGCUGCGACUGGCCGGCCCCUUCCCCAGCCAUCACCUGAGGCCCUAGAGGUGUGCGUGGACCGCCUGUCCCUCUCCCGCAGCCCCCGAGCCUCGGCGGAGAGACCGAGCGGCGCCCAGCUCGCAGACGCCCCUCAGGCCCCCGGGGAGCAGGGCGAACAGCAUGUAGAGGAGCGUCCAGCCUGUCCUCCGCGGGAAGCCCUGCUCCCUUCCAAGGUCCGGCCCCCGCAGACGUCUGCCAUGGAGACCUCUCGUUCCCCUUCUCCUCAGUUCGCCCCCCAGAAGCUGACGGACAAACCUCCCCUGCUCAUCCAGGACGACAGCUCAACCAGGAUCGAGCGUCUGAUUGACAACACCACGGUGAAGAUGGUGCCCAUCAAGAUAGUGCACUCGGAGAGCCAGCCCGAGAAGGAGAGCCGCCAGGGCCUGGCCCGCGCCGCCACCGCCGAGCCGCCCGCGCUGCCCAGCGGGCUGGAGCGGGACCAGAUCAAGACACUGAGCACGUCGGAGCAGUCCUACUCGCGCUUCUGCCUGUACAGCCGCCCGGGCCCUGAGCCCGAACCCCGCGCCCAGCCUCCUGGCCCGUCCGGGGUGCCCGACGGCCGGGCCUCCCCGCCCGCCCUCAGCUACGUGAAGGCCAGGGAGCGCACGGCCGAGGACCUGAAGUCGGAGGAGCUGGCCCGGGAGAUCGUGGGGAAGGAUAAGUCUCUGGCCGACAUCCUGGACCCCAGCGUGAAGAUCAAGACCACCCGGGACCUCAUGGAGGGCAUCUUCCCUACCGAUGAGCACCUCCUGGAGGAAGCUCAGCAGCGCAGGAAGCUGCUCCCCAAAGUCCCCUCGCCCAGGACUGCAGAGGAGAAGAGAGAAGAGCCGAGCGGGCCGGCGGCUGUGUUCCUGGCCACCAAUUCCACCUACUACAGCACGUCGGCCCCCAAGGCGGAGCUGCUGAUUAAGAUGAAGGAUCUGCAAGAGCAGCAGGAGCCCGAAGAGGAUUCGGGGAGUGACUUGGACCAUGACCUGUCUGUGAAGAAGCAGGAGCUCAUCGACAGCAUCAGCCGCAAGCUGCAGGUGCUGCGGGAAGCCCGCGAGACGCUGCUGGAGGACAUCCAGGCCAACAACGCGCUCGGGGACGAGGUGGAGGCCCUGGCCAAGGGCGUGUGCAAGCCCAACGAGUUCGACAAGUUCCGGAUGUUCAUCGGGGACCUGGACAAAGUGGUGAACCUCCUGCUGUCCCUGUCCGGUCGCCUGGCCCGGGUGGAGAACGCCCUCAACAACUUGGACGACAGCACGUCUCCUGGCGAUCGGCCAUCGCUGCUGGAGAAGCAGCGGGUCCUCAUCCAGCAACACGAGGACGCCAAGGAGCUGAAGGAGAACUUGGACCGCAGGGAGCGCGUGGUGCUGGACAUCCUGGCCAGCUACCUGAGCGACGAGAGCCUGGCGGACUACGAGUACUUCGUGAAGAUGAAGGCGGCCCUCAUCAUCGAGCAGCGGGAGCUGGAGGACAAGAUCCACCUCGGCGAGGAGCAGCUCAGGUGCUUGGUGGACAGCCUGCAGCCCGACAGGGGCAAGUGACGGGCUCGUCCCCGGCGCCUCGGCGCCGCGGUCCCCGGGGUGCCGGUGGAGCCCCGGCCUGCCUCUCCGUCCCGAGGCCGGAGCCUUCUCGUCGCGGAACGGCUGUGAGGACAGCAACGGCUCCGGCGCGGGUCUGGGCGGCUGUGUGGACGUCGCUGGUUUCCCUUGUGAAGGCUGAGCCGCGGGGCCCCCUGUCCUCCGCUCUCCUCCUCAGGGGAACAGGCGCGGCACCGGGCUGCGGGGCAGGAGACCUUGGGCUCCACGCCUGCAGCGCAGGGAAGGGGGCCUCGGCAGGGGUCCCUGGGUCCUGCCUCCUGUCGCAGCGGCUGAACCAGCCCGGCGGGAAGCAACUGAGUGGGCCCGCAGGGUGCCCAAGAGGCCACACCCCGGCCCACGUCUCCUCUUGUGACCCGUCCGCGCCAUGGGCCGCCCUGUUUGACCCGCGUCCCUCCAACGGCGUUCGCAUUCACUGUCUCUGUUAUGUAAUGAUGUCCCCCGACCUAGCAAACACCGUGAUGAUGAUGAUGAUAAUUUAUUAACGUUUUGUAAAGGUGAAUGACUUCCCACAUGGUUAAAAACCAACUGUGAAAUGCAUAACCUGUCUGCUGGGUUCCUUCAUCCUAAGCUCGCAGCGGGAAUUGUGAGCAUGCUGUAACACACGUGCACAGAGCAGAUGCCUUCAAGUUCACUGGCCCUGGCGGCACGGGGCGGAUGUUUUCCUGCAGCGUGAAACGUGUGUCUGGUUGUCUUGUGCUUGCUAGAUAUUUGUCUCACGAGACCGAUGGGAUCGUUCUUAAAUUCCUUGUUCCCCAGAAUGCUUAUUUGGUGUGCAUAUGGUUGUUUAGGGUAACUGCCUACUUUCCUGUUUUUGCCUCUCGAAAUCGGCCAGCAGGCGGUGAAGGCUCCCAUCCGCUUCCUGGAAGGACGCUGCCUCCAGCUUUCCAAGGUCCCGUUGACUGUUCCACUCAGCCACCGACUUUACAGGCUCUGUGCCCUCUUUAUGGGUUGAAACGGCAAGACUCUAAGGAGAGUCUAUUCCCUUUUUUUUUUUUUUUAAACGCCGUCAAUGCUGUCAAUUUCUAGUUGACACGUCACAGGCUGGCAGAAAAUAUUGGCAAAUCAUAGACGAGAGAAAGGAGCUAUCUCCAGAAUAUGUAGAGAACUCUGUAAAAGGCUACUGUCAGAUAAAAACAGCCCCGUGGAAAAGUGGGCAAAAGAGUUCACCAAAGAGGAUCUGCCUGGCAAGUAAGCGCAGGAGAAGGAUGGGGAACCGCCAACGGCUUGACUAUAACGUACCGGCUUUUCCCUAAAUCAUUGUAGAGCCGGUGCGUGUUUUCACGGAUGCCCGUGUCAUCACAUGCAUGGCUCGUGGUGGGAGAGCCCGUCGGCUGAGUUCAUAGCAAGGCCACAUUUGGACAUUUGCUGGAGGGAGGGAUUGUGUCAGGACCCAACUGCCCUUACUGCCAUAAAAGGAGUUUGCCUGCAGCAGGGGAGAUGUCUCUUGGUCAGGAGGGACCACCGCCUUAUCAACACGCACACUCACACGGCAAAGUCUUAGGACGCUCGUCCGUGCUCCAGGAGCCAGGGAGGGUGAGCCGGACGGCUGUGCCGAUGUCCUUGUGCUGCACAGAGGGGUCCGAACGCGUGAGCUCUGCUUGCGCAGGCAAUAAGCCCCUCUCGGGCAGCCGAUCUGCUCCGGAAAGACAAACGCCUUUUCCCACGUCGUCAUUCCUACUGAGUUGAGCUCCAUGUCUUGAACAACCUGCCCGUGGAGCGGGCCUCCCUCCGCCUCCCUCCCCGGGGAGACGACCACACGUGUCUCCGUGUGUUUGGUUUUUAAUUUAGACAAGUUUUAUCUGUGAUUCCUUCCCCUCUGCUACAGUAUUGUGCUGGUUUUGAUGAUGUAUUGGUCCAAUGUGAAUAACAGGAUGUGUGUGUCUGUACCCCGCCGUUGAUGUCUCCCGAGCACUUUCUCACAUGUAGCAAUAUGUAGUGGUGUUCCCCUGUUUGCAGCCUCCUCUGUGUCCGGGUAGCGGGGACCCAAACAUUCCAGCGAGUCCAUGUAUAUACGUCCCAUUGUAUAGAGCUAUGUUGUUGCCUAGAAAACCCGUCUGGUGCUACUGUUGGCCCUUGGUGUUCUCGGGGGUGGGGGGCCGGGGGCAGCCUCCCGAGCCUGUGUUACCGCUCCGCUGUUGAAUGCUCUCAUUUCAGGCAGGCCCAGCGCCUGCGGUUCACUGUGGAAAAUGUGUACAGGUGUCACGCCCGACACGUACCUCAAAACACAUC